Messenger RNA from Dracunculus medinensis (Guinea worm), 1806 nucleotides. The record is from the annotation of a GenBank genome assembly. NCBI's taxonomy places the organism in Eukaryota, Metazoa, Nematoda, Chromadorea, Rhabditida, Dracunculidae.
AUGGCAACCACCCUCGAAACUCCUAUUGGCAUACCAGCAGCAAAAUCUAUCAAUGAUUCUCGUUAUAUUAGGAAUUUGUGUCACGGUCAUGUGGAUUAUCUGGUUGAUGCCUUAAUUAAUAUAAAUCCAGCGGUGAAGGAUUGGUCAACAAUAAGCAAUUUAUUAUUGUGUGGUGAAGCCGGUGAGUUAGCCGAUGAAUUGAUCGAAAUUUUAACUUACUCGGUGAAACAAUCAGUUACUGGGGAAUUACCCAUUGGUAGAAUAUGCCAAUUUAAAAAAGGGUCAGCUGCGGCUAAAAAUGAUCGAUUUAGUCUUGAAGAUAAAACAUGUCUAUCAAAAAUUUUAAUACCGCAAUUACCAUCGCUUCUUUAUCAGUUCAUUGAUGAUCGUGAAAAAGUUGCAAAUUUGAUUACAAUAGCCCUCUACUUUCAGUUAAAUUUAUAUUCCGCAGUAGACAUGGAAAAGCAUUUGAAUAAUUUUAUGAACGCGAUGGAAUGCAUUGUUGAAAAGUAUGAUGAUUAUAAUGUACUCCAAAAUGUCGCUAAAGUAAUGUCGUAUUUCGCUACAGAUAUGACGCAUGAUUUGGUUGCAGAUACUGAAGAUACAGCGGAAGGCGAUUCCACAGUUUGGAAAUUUGAUUCAUAUAGAGUGAGGGAACAUAGUGAAACAUGUCUCUCGAAAAUACUGCAUGGUCUCGCUGAGAAGUUACGCGAUUCAGUGCAAAUUUUUUUCAAAAGGCAAAAGGACGAAAAGAAUAGUGCUUUAAUGCUCACAUCGUUUCGGAAAAUCAUACCUUUUGGAAUUUUCGAAGAUCUGAAUGAUUGGCAAUUAUGGGAACCAGUCUAUAGUUUAAUAAAAAAUUUUGGUGAAAAAAUCUCAUCCGAUAUUCGCGAAAAUGCAAUACUGUUCUUAUCUUCAGCACUUCAGUGGGAAUUGUAUCGGUUUAAUUGUGACAAACGGGAAACCGAUAAAAUUGGAACUUGGAUGAAACUGCUAAAACAUCGCCAAAAUUUUGUGGAGAUGUGUAUAAACAUUUUAAAUGACGGCAGUCCUGGUGCUUAUUUUCUUGAAAGUGUAUUUUUUUGUCUUGUCGAUGCUCUUAUAUCUUUCAACAAUGUCCCUGAUAUGUUUGCUAAGCAGUUGGAAAUUCAUAUAGCAGCAACAGAUGUUGACAAAUUAACGCAUUUAAUAGUCAGUAAUGUAUUCGAUGGUAAAAGUGAAAUAAAUGACCAAAUAGAAUUAAAGAAACGCCGCAUUCUACUUGCUGCUUACUGUAAAUUAAUUUUGCAUGGAAUUUUCGAGAUAUUUGAUGCGUCUCAUUUACUGCGAUUUUAUAAUAAACAUUAUGGUGAUUUCGGCGAUAUUUUCAAAAUUUUUUUGAAUAAAUAUAAAGAAAUUGAUAAAUUGGGCUGUGCAAAAGCAAUGAGUAUUACACUUUGCAAAUGGUAUAACGAUAUUCGGCGAGAUAAUACCUAUGUGGAUCCAUGUUCAGAUGGUUUUAUUGCCAUUCGCGAUCUUGCAAAAAAAUUUUCGAACUUUUUUAGAACAGAUCCUAUCAAAAAUCGAGAAGCGAUUGCAUUGAUUCAUAAGGAUGGUAUUUUAUUCGCUUUAAAAUCAGAAGGAAAUCUUAAGGGCAAUAACCCACAGAAUUUAUCAUUUUUAGAAAUUUUGUCUGAAUUCAGUGGUAAGCUAAUGUCGCAAGAAAAGUCUUUUAUUUUACAUCUUCUGAAGGAAAAUGGAACUGGUGUGGUUCACGAGAAAUCUUAUAUUAUAUAUUUAAAUUCUGUUCAGGUUAUUUUUUUCUAA